AUGCGUGAUCGUCCACCCGACGCCCUCGACGUCGCCGUCGCCCUGCUCAAGAAGCGCGACGGCGUGGACAAGGUCCUUAAGCUCUUUCGCUACGCCACCAUCUUCGCCGUGAGCGAGGCGAAACGAAUGUCUCGAACCGCGAAGGAUUCUUCUGGCGCCGAGUCUGUAACCGUCACCGAGUUCAUUCGCGCCGGGACCGCGCUCGAACGCUCGAUCGGGAGCGCGCGACGGGUCUAUCGCGUCGGUAAGUUUCUUGGGAACGCGCAGGACCUGAGAGAUGCGAUCGCGGAGGCGGAGGCGAGUGGAAAACGUGGAUACGGGAGGUUUCUGAACGCGGCGUGCGCGUGCGCGGCGUUGGAGGGCGCGUAUUACUUCUUGGAGCAAGGCGUGUGGCUGUCGCGAGCGGGAGUGGUGAUGCGCGAGCGAACGACGUUAGAGCGGUUGAUUCGAUGGAGCGCGCGGGCUGAAGUUGCGUCGUACGUGUUUUCCAUCGCGUGCGCUUUGGAGGAGUAUCGGGACGCGCUCGCGGAGGAAAAGGACGCGAGAGACGGGCUCGUCGCCGCGACGUCGAGGACGCUCGCGAUCGGAGUCAAGAGCGAAGGUGAUAUCGAUGAUUUACAAGCACGUUUGGCGGGCGCUCUGAAGGCGAAGCGCGGGGCUAUUCGAUCGAUAUGCACGGACGCGGCGGAUGCGACGUUGUCCGUGGAGGACGCGGUGGACGUCGAGGGGUUCGAAAUCACCAACGAACGCUUCGUGAACGUCUUAGGACUCCUCACCGCGGUCUUGGACUUUAGUAGUAAGCUCGAGGACGCGGUGGAUUCGUUCAAUUAG
This is a messenger RNA of Ostreococcus tauri, 831 nucleotides long. Its product is annotated as Peroxisomal biogenesis factor 11. The transcript has a single exon. Gene Ontology annotation, cellular component: peroxisomal membrane. Bases 1 to 831 code for a protein of 276 amino acids. Gene Ontology annotation, biological process: regulation of peroxisome size; peroxisome fission. The record is from RefSeq and is a predicted model, not a curated record. NCBI's taxonomy places the organism in Eukaryota, Viridiplantae, Chlorophyta, Mamiellophyceae, Mamiellales, Bathycoccaceae.